AUGAGGCUCAACUUGAGCUUCUGCUUGAAGGCCGACGGAUCAGCAGUUACGAUACGGAUCACGCCAGUCAUCCGACAAGCCUGCAUGGUUGUGAGCAUGGUUGUCGUCUACGGCAGCACGUUGUAUGACGAGACUCUCACGCGUGUCCAAACCACGGUUUAUGCGUCGCAUGACAGAGACGAAGUACAUAGCUUGUUUCGCUUUAUUUCGUUCUUGACAGGCAACGAGUGUCAGCUACUAUCUCGUGUCUGCAUCAUCGAAACUGGUACCACGCUGCUCGAAGACGAUACGAAUGGGUCAUGUUAUCCCCACAACAAGGUUGGUGCGGUUCCCACGAUGUUCGUGCGCGCUACUUCAUGCGUUGGCGAGUGCAGUCACUACUCGGCAUCAUUGCGCUCCCUCGUACUGUCACUGACAACCUGGUCCUUGCGUCCAUUAUCGACAAUGUCGCCGCUUUCGGUGGGACGAGAGUUCCUUUCUAUUCUGCUUGCAGUGCAGUAA
Molecule: messenger RNA, 501 nt
Organism: Peronospora matthiolae
Lineage: Eukaryota; Oomycota; Peronosporomycetes; Peronosporales; Peronosporaceae
Source: the annotation of a GenBank genome assembly